CCGUGGCUUUCCCACGAGGACGACCGCGUCCGGGACCUCGUCGAGGCCCGCGGACCGAAGCUCUGGGCGAAGCUCGCCGUCGCGUUCAACGAGACGCUGGACGAGAAGGACUGGCGGACAGAUCGGCAGAUCAGCUGCCGCUGGCGCGAUCACCUCGACCCGAACGUCAACCGGGACCCCUUUACCGACGGCGAGAUCGAGAUCAUCCGCGACGCGCAGCGCCAGAUGCCCAACAAGUGGGUCUCGAUCGCGAAGCUGCUCCCCGGGCGCACGGACAUACAGGUCAGCACGUUCUGGGACUGCACGAUCAAGAAG
Aureococcus anophagefferens is the source of this 315-nucleotide messenger RNA. RefSeq lists its product as hypothetical. Gene Ontology annotation, molecular function: RNA polymerase II cis-regulatory region sequence-specific DNA binding; DNA-binding transcription factor activity, RNA polymerase II-specific. The annotation marks the transcript as partial. NCBI's taxonomy places the organism in Eukaryota, Pelagophyceae, Pelagomonadales, Pelagomonadaceae. The transcript has a single exon. Gene Ontology annotation, biological process: regulation of DNA-templated transcription. The record is from RefSeq and is a predicted model, not a curated record. Gene Ontology annotation, cellular component: nucleus.